AUGGACUCCUCCAUAGAACACAAAACCAUUUAUGUCAAUGGCAUCAACAUGCAUGUAGCAAUCAAAGGCCCAGAGAAUGCCCCAGUUAUUCUCUUCAUCCACGGAUUCCCUGAACUAUGGUACUCCUGGAGACACCAGAUUAAGGCUCUAUCCUCACUUGGCUACAGAGCUGUGGCACCGGACUUGAGAGGGUAUGGUGACACAGAUGCGCCAGCUGAGGUUACAAGCUAUACCUGUCUCCAUGUGGUUGGUGAUUUGAUUGGGUUGCUUGAUGUUGUGGCUCCGAAUCAAGAUAAGGUUUUCGUUGUGGGGCAUGAUUGGGGUGCUUUGAUUGCUUGGUACUUGUGUUUGUUUAGACCAGAUAGAGUUAAAGCUUUGGUUAACAUGAGUGUUUUGUUUAAUCCAAGGAGUCCUAGUAGGAAAGUUAUUCCGACUUUAAAGGCUGUUUAUGGUGAUGAUUAUUACAUGUGCAGAUUCCAGGAGCCUGGAGAGAUAGAAGCUCAGUUUGCAGAGAUAGGUACAGAGAGAAUUCUCAAGGAAUUCUUAACCUACCGUACUCCGGCUCCUCUUUUUUUACCCAAAGGUAAAGGGUUUAAUGGAAAGCCUCUGGACACUCCAAUUGUAUUGCCCUCUUGGUUGUCUGAAGAAGGUGUUAAGUACUAUACCAGCAAAUUUGAGCAGAAAGGCUUUACUGGAGGAUUGAACUAUUACCGAAAUCUUGACCGGAACUGGGAACUUUCCGCACCUUGGACUGGAGCUCAAAUAAAAGUUCCUGUUAAGUUUAUCGUGGGUGAUCAGGACCUCAGCUAUAAUUCUCUUGGUGCCAAGGAUUAUAUAGCCAAGGGCGGGUUCAAAAGAGAUGUUCCAUUUUUACAGGACCUAGUUGUAAUGGAAGGUGUGGGUCAUUUCAUCAAUGAAGAGAAGCCCGAUGAGAUCAAUAAGCACAUUUAUGACUUCUUUCAGAAGUUCUAG
Messenger RNA from Dovyalis caffra, 972 nucleotides. The record is from the annotation of a GenBank genome assembly. NCBI's taxonomy places the organism in Eukaryota, Viridiplantae, Streptophyta, Magnoliopsida, Malpighiales, Salicaceae.